Neospora caninum is the source of this 5328-nucleotide messenger RNA. RefSeq lists its product as hypothetical. The record is from RefSeq and is a predicted model, not a curated record. Bases 1 to 5328 code for a protein of 1775 amino acids. The transcript is spliced from 6 exons. NCBI's taxonomy places the organism in Eukaryota, Apicomplexa, Conoidasida, Eucoccidiorida, Sarcocystidae.
AUGUGGGCGCAACGCCCUGAAGGCGUGGGCUUCUCUCGCGCUUCGGGUUCCCUGCUUCCCUCGUGUUUGAUUUCGUUCUCUUUUUCCGCCCCAGCACUUGCACAGGUCCCCACCUCCGCUCCGCGAGGCGCGCGCGGCCACCCACAGCAGAGACUGCUGUGGGUGGCCGCGCUCCCUGCCUCGCUUUCGCCGUCUGCUCCCAGGUCGAUUCCGCUCUCUGGCGCCUUUUUCUGGGAUCCGCCGGGCGCGUUUUCCGGUUCCGCCGCAGCCUCGCAGCGCCGCCUCUGUUCCGCGCAUGCGGCGGGGCAACAAACGCCUGCAGGCGAUCGGCGAGAAACGAAGAAGCGAGACGGCGAAGCGCGGCGCAGAGAACCCCGCGCAGGAGGGACACAGCCCGCGUCUGGUGGAGCCGCAUGGGGCAUGCUGGCGGAGCCGCUCGGCAGGGGCGACCUGCGACUCCGGGAACCGGAUGAAGCCCAAGGGCACGCGCCGCCGACGCCUGAGAAGAAAAACGAAGAGCCGGGGAACUUGAAAGAUCUUGGAGAGCGCGGACACGUCAAGCGACUGUGCUUCGAUCUCGAGAGACCGUACACCCAGCGUGCAAAGCUCCGCGUGAGGGCUCAGAUGCGAGAGGCGCUCGGCGUCGGGCCCGAGUCCACUGACCAGUCUUUGUCGUCUUUGUCGUCUUCCUCUUCGCGUCCGGAGGAAGGCGAGGAAGGGCGCACGCAGCUCAGCCAGAGAGAAGCGGAACGUGAACUGUGGCGGCGUCUCCAGGCCUAUCUCGCCCGGCUGCCACGGAGUCGGACUGCAAGCUCCACCCCUCGGCCGUCUGGCCUUCCUUCUACCUCAUCCGUCUCACGUGGAGAUCUCUCUGCUGCGUCUUCGUUCUCGCCUCCGCCUCCGCAGCUUGGUCUUCCGCAGUUCCUGCGCCUUGUGGCAUUUCUUUCCAGGCAGAAGCCGCUGCUGGCGCGGGCUUCCGCGGCCUUCCUGGUCGAGUCUGUCGAGGCCCAUCCGCUUCUCCAUCUCUUUGCGUGGUCUUUGCACCGCGAGAAGCGGCGACUGCCUCCACCCGACCUGGCUGCGUGCGUCGACUUUCUCCUCUCGCUCUCUGAGAGGACACAAGGGGAGGCCGGGGCGCAGCGCGUCUCGGCUUCCCCUUCCGCCCCACCCGCGAGCAGACGAACCUGGCCCUUGCUCCAGUCCGUGGCCGACCUCUUGCUGUCGCCCGCUGUCUGCGCCUCGCUGCUGCACUCCCAGGUCGAAGCCACGCUCGCCUUGCUGAUGCGCGUCUGCCGACACCCGGCGCGCCUCCUUGGCAGCCCGCCCCAUACCGCCCAGAAUCUAUGGGAGCAGAUUUGUCUCUUUCUGUUGUCGAGUCGAGGGCCGGGUGUCGCGGAGGCGGAGCUCCUCUGUCUGCUGCGCUGUCUGAGCCUCUUGGCAGAGGCUUCUGUGCCCAGCCACGAGGCCUUGGCGCAGCGCAGUCCGUCGGAGAGUCCUUGCCUCGCGGGGCGACUGACGGAAGGCGUGACGGCGAGUGUGGACCUGGACACUGCUCUCUUGUCGCGCGCUCUGGAGCGGCACCUUUUGCCUGACUGGCUGUACUCGGCGAGCCCGCAUGCACUCACUGUUCUCCUUCUGCUUCUCACGCGUCUCGGGUGUCUCGAGAGCCACGUCUUCUUGGAAAUCGCGGAAGCGCUCCUUCUCGCCGUCCCGUUCAUCAGCGACGCGUCCCUCUUGCCUCUGCUCCACACGCUGCUCGUCUGUCGCCAGCACUUUGACCUCAGACUGGCGCAGCGGCCGCAGCCUCGACUGGAGGCUUUGAGAAUAGCCGACUUGCAGACGGGCGGCGCCCUCGACCCUGAAGACGAGAGAGAUCGCCGCGCGCGAUGGAGCGAAGCGGGGGAAGACCUCCCCGCCGAGGCUGCGCGACACCCGCUGUACGAGCCUCGCGCCAAGCGCUUGCUCCAGGCUCUCCGCUAUCGCGUGCAGUGCCGCUUCGGGCAGGUCCCCUUCUCGGUGUCCGUCGCGGAGCUGGGCGCGCUGUUCUCCGUCUAUAAGCCGAACGAGCAGUUGAAACGGGAUUUCCUGGGCCGCUGCGCGGCGAGUCCCGACCUGCUGAUGCACCUAUCGCCCGAGCUGUUCCUGACAGCCGCGCGGGUCCUCGCCCGGCUCGGCGUCAGCCACGGCUCCCAGGCGCGGUUCGCCCUCGCGCACGCGCUCCCGCGGCAACUCCCGCGCUUGCAGCCCCACGAAUUUCUCGAGCUCACGCGCGAAGGCGCUGGCGGGGGCGUGGGGACUCUCGAGAGUGUCCGAGCCGCCGUGUCUGCAGAGAAAAAGGCGCGCCUGGCGAUCCUGCAGGUCUACAGAUGCCUUGCGUUCGACGCGUGCCGUGCCGUGCUCCUCGUCGAGGGUGCCGGACAAAGUGACGGCGCCCUGACGGAAGGAACAAACGAAGGCCGGAAACAGCAGCUUCUGCUUGGCGGGAGCGGGAAGGACUCACCGCCCGAUCCUUCUUCCGCGGCUUCUCUACAGUCUUCUCUGUCGCUUGCGGGUGCGCGCCUGCCGUCGCCGACGAGCCUCCUGUCUCUGAUUCGUGGGUGGAUGGCCUUGGGCCUCUCGCGGAAGGCGGAGUCGCCUGUGCCUCUCGUCCUGUGUCUCCUGGCACUUGAGGGGACGGAAAAACGAGUUGUCUUGUCCAGGAAAACAGCGGAAAGUCUGGACAGCUCGCCGGCGCCUGCGCACCGCGCGGCCGAGCGCAGCGAACCUGGCGAGCCUGCAGUGUGGGUCGGUGGAUGUACACCUGGCGGCCACCUCUCUGCUGGCGCCGCCACGGCUUCGCUGUUUUCUUCAUCGGAUUUCCUGGUUCCUCCGGCUUCCCCUCUGUCUUCUGUCGAGGCUUCUUCCUGCGUGGAGUCGCAGCUGGAGGCCAACCGCCCGCUCGCCCCGCAGCUUGCGCCGUUGCCGACUGUCCUCGUGUUCCCCAGAAAGAUCUCUUCUUCUCUCUUUCACCACUUGUCGAUGCCCCAGCUUCUUCUCCUCGUCUGCGCCUCCCGGCGCUCGGGCUUGCUUCUCUCCCCGUCGCUCGCCGCGGCGAUCCUCCACCGCCUCCGGAGGAGCGGCGGUCUCAUCUCUGCAGACGGAGCAGCCGAGAUUGCCUUCACGCUCGCGCUGCAGCAGCUCCUGCGCAGCCCGUCCGGAGAACGGAUGUCCCCCCGAGCGCGCGAAGGCGCCUUGAUUGAAAGCCGAACUAGUGGAGACAGGGGAGGGGAAGCAGGGCGAGAGAGUAAAGGCGGCAUCGGCACCACGGCAGGACAUCUUUCCGUUGCUGAGAGCGGGACGUGGGGGGUUGGAGAAAAUGAGGAUUUUGAGAGAGAAGAGAGACCGAGCGUGUAUCGAGCGCUCUUUAACAGCGUCUGCACCACUCUGUGGGAGGAGCGCGUGGCGCAGCCGACGACGGACGAACUCGUCAAGAUCUUUUGGGCCAUCGUCGCAGGAGAGAGAUGGACAUGGGUGAAACGGCUCGGCGCGCCAAUCGUUGAAUUCUGUGCUUCGCACUUUGCGGAUCUGCAAGAGCGGCCCGGCUCGCAACGCCUCUUCUUUCAAGCUCUGUCUCACAUCCGCACAAAGCUUCCGGACCUCGCCCGCGACUUCUUUCUGCUACUUCAUCGGACGCCCGCUCUGCCGUCUCGAUUCCCUUCUGCCGCGGCCUCUCCUGUCUCCUGGCCUCCCUCAGCUCCUCUUUCCUCUCUUUCCUCUCUUUCCUCUCCUCUCCCUCUGACGUCUCGCUCCAUGUCUCCUGGAUCUUCCUCAGAACAGCCCGCCGCAGCUGUCGGCGCUUUUCAGUCGAGAAACGCGCGAGACGCAGACGAGGUGUCUGUUUUGGGAAAGGCAAAUGCGCCCGAAAAAAUCUGGUGGCUUUCCAGAACCGCUGAAGCUGGCGACGCGUGCGCCGAGUUCGACCUGGCAGGCGUGCAGCUCCAUACAGAGGAAGGAAUCGUGAAAACCACCUUAAGGGGAUCUGUGCUUUCCGAGCUUCAGCUGACCUGGCGCGCAGGACAGAAACGGACUACUCUCUCGACAGUGGAGGACGACUUGGGUUCCGUUCUCCGACGUCUCGCUGCAGCCCCGUUCUUCCAACAAACUCUGGACAUUACUCCGCAUUUCCAACGGUCGUCUUCGGCGCGGCCAGUUCUUCGCCGUUCGCGAGAGUCGCUGGUCCUGCCUGCGACUCCCUUCUCGUCGCUCGCGCUCGUUGCGGCUUUGCCCUCGGGCGGCUUCCUGCCAAACAGUCCCGAGGACGAAGAGUACUCGCUGACGUGGGCGAACCCGGUGUGGAAAAUCGGCGUUCUUCUUCUCCCCGCGGCCGGCGCUGGGGGCGCCUCCGCGGCCACAUGCCGCUCCCCGCUUCGCGUGCUGCUUGAGGAGAAGCAGCGCAUGUGCGGGGCUCAGAAGGAAACGCGGAAAGGCGGAACCACGAGGGGGAAGAUGAAGGAGCAACCGUUUCGAGACGCGGAACGGCUAAACGUUGAAGGCGAGAACGCGGUUCUCGACGGCCUCAUCAAGCGAGAGAGGGGCGCGCUCCCAGGCGCAGGCGACAAACAAACUGACGGACUAAGGCUCACAGCGAAGGCUGCCAUGCACAUCAAAUUUCUACAAGACGUCCGCGAUUGGCGCGUGAUUGUUCUUCAGCAGGAGAAGGUGAAGGAGCGGCUGAAGCGCGAGAAUGGCGAGAGGCUCGAGCGUCGCCUCGCGCAGUGUCGAGGCCUCUUCCCGCUGUCUCCUCCCCUCUCUUCCUUCCUUCGCGCCUACGCGUCCGCCUCUUCUCUCACUUCCGCAUCUUCCUCGGCGUCUGAUGUGUCGGUUUCGUCUUUGGGAACGCGCUCUUUGCCUCGCUCGCGACGCCCCGCAAAACUCGACGCCGCGGAGAUUGGUUCGCCUCCUCCUUUCGCUUCGUCCUCACCCCUGUCGGACGCCGUCUUGCCUUCCGCGCACGCCGCAGGGGGCUCAGAAGCAGAGACCGAGAGUGUCGUGAGGCGGCGCGAACUCGACGACGGAGACGGCGGGCUUUGCCUCGCCGACUCUGGAGCGGAACAUGGAGACGCAGCGCCUCCGAUGGAGGCUCACAGGGGGAUCAUAAGAGGAAGAAAACGCGCACAGCUGUUCUGGUCCUGUGAGAGGAACGGAGAAACUGGGCGAGGGCCGCGAGAACGUGAGCAGCGAGCCGAAGAAGAAAGACUGAAGCAGGUCAGCCACUACCGAGCGAUUCGCGAGGCUGCCUUCCUGCAGCUACAGCGAGAACUUCACUUUCUCUUCUCCCUCGAGGAUUAG